Messenger RNA from Maniola jurtina (meadow brown), 6191 nucleotides. RefSeq names its product latrophilin Cirl (gene Cirl). The transcript is spliced from 24 exons. Gene Ontology annotation, biological process: adenylate cyclase-activating G protein-coupled receptor signaling pathway; cell surface receptor signaling pathway. Gene Ontology annotation, molecular function: carbohydrate binding; G protein-coupled receptor activity. NCBI's taxonomy places the organism in Eukaryota, Metazoa, Arthropoda, Insecta, Lepidoptera, Nymphalidae. Bases 310 to 4956 code for a protein of 1548 amino acids. Gene Ontology annotation, cellular component: membrane. The record is from RefSeq and is a predicted model, not a curated record.
CAGUUCGUGCCCGGCUGCCGUGUGCGUCGGUUGUUAUACGAAGGAGUAACGCUAGCGCGUUGUGUUACGAAAAAACAUCUUUUGUACCUUAACCAAACCAGUGCUGUGGAUUCCACUAUAUAGUGCUCCUGUGAGAUUGUGCCAUUUCGUAUUGUGAUGUUGCGUGUUCAGAUGUUAUAGUGUCGGAUUUCUCUUCAAAAGAGUGGGACGGGUGAGCCUGCCGCCGCCGGACGCCUUUUCUCUCGGAACUCGGGAUAUCAUUAAGAUGCCAACACAAGAUGAGCCGACGAUUUGACCACAACACAAACCAUGAAACUAUUUAACACAAACCGAAAACACGAACCAACCAUGUUCGAAACCAUACAUCUGGAACCUUUAGAAAAGGUUGUAAACACCAAGAAAAAGAGUCUUCUAGAUCUAAAAUCACUUCUAGAAGACAGAGGAGGCACGAUCCCUCACAAUGGUUACAAAAGAAAAGUCAUUCUGGAAGACAGAUCUAGCAAUAAUAGUGUUUAUCGGUUAGACAAUAAAGUUAGUUUUCGUGAUACAACUUUUAGUGAAAGCAAUACCAGGUGUAGUGGAAGGUUAAGGGAGUGGUGUAGACUUAAGACUUUAGUGUUUGUGUUGUUAGUGGCGUGUUUUGUGGAUACUAGGCUGCAGGCUGAGGCGAGAAGUUCAGAACCAAGAUAUGAAACGGCGUACGCGUGCGAAGGGAAAACGUUGAAGAUUGGGUGCGGGGAGGGCUCCGUCAUCCACCUCAUAAGGGCGAACUAUGGAAGGUUCUCGAUCACCAUCUGCAACGACCACGGCAACACCGACUGGAGUGUCAACUGCAUGAGCACGAGGAGUUUACGGGUUUUACAUAGCAGAUGCAGUAUGCACCAGAACUGCAGUAUAUUGGCCAGUACGAACAUGUUCGGCGAUCCAUGUCCGAAUACAUUGAAAUAUUUAGAAGCUCACUAUCAAUGUGUACCAGCAUCAACAACCAGUACAACAACAAGGCCUUCCCCUCCCUGGCUGAUUACCUCCCAGCCGACUGUGUGGAGGUCCACUGCGCUGCCAAUGCCCAAAAACCCAGUACUCUCCCCUCAAGAGAAGAAGAAACCCACUGUGAUCACACCGCCAACCUUCCGACCGCAUAUCACACUGCCUCCUGAAGUGCAGCUUGGAAAUAUUGCCACUAAGAAAACAACAACAAGACAACCAGAUUCGUCAUCAGAAAGAGAACCACCACAGGUAGAGAAGAUACCAGAUGUCAAAGAAGAAACUCCAAAGGUGGCGGAGACAGACAGCAGUCCGAAAAUGGACAAACCGAAGGAAAAAGACGAUGAAAUUUCAGCAGUAACUGAUGAAACCCUCCAUUGGGCACCCAAAGACGAAGUUGCAGACCCAACUAUACAUAUGCCUAAAGAGAAUCGACCACUGGAAAGCGACGUUCUUGACGAGUUCAAUAAAGCAUUUUCUACAAUCGCAACGCCAGCUAUCGGCCGAAGAACCUACUGUCCACAGAUCAACGCUCGCGGUCUCCAUUGGAACUGGACGCUGGUUGGCACAUACGCUGUUCAACCUUGUCCUGGAGGAGCUACUGGGUUGGCAAGAUGGAAAUGUACCCUCACAUCCCACCCUUACAUUGAAGAGGAGCGACCAAGAAGACGCGGCAGUUCAGGACUGCAAUCAGGAGAAAACUACCACGAUUUAGGUCUGGAUCCACCGAAUGAAAGACAAAUGCAGCUUAUUAGAAGAUUGGGGUCUGAGGCUUUGCUAAAAGGUCGCGAUGGUGAUUCUCCAGAACAUUUGAUUGACUACCGUGGCUCAGUUAAUAUGCCAGACGCGCAAGCUAGCCUUAAUCUUAUUGGAGACUUGAUGUACUCGGACUCGAUACCAGAAUGGCACGGUGCUACACCAGACCUCAGUGAGUGCAGGUCCGUCUGGCUGAACAGUUUGGAAGCCAGGGUCCGAGAAGGCGAAUCACUGCUGAGCAUUAGCAACGAUCUAGCGCAGGUGACUUCAUCAAAAAGUCUCUACGGAGGUGACAUGAUGACAACAACAAGCAUUAUGAAGAAGCUCGCCCAACGCAUGUCGCAGAACAUAAAAUCCUUUCCCGACCCCGAGGCCAUUGUUACUGAUAUGCUACUUGGAGUUAUUAAGACUGGUUCAAACCUGUUAGAAGAAAGCCAACGUGCGUCCUGGUCAGACCUCAGCGCAGACGCACAGAACAGAGUAGCGAGUGCGCUGCUCACACAGCUGGAAGAAAACGCGUUUCUGUUGGCUGACGCUGUCACCAAAGAGAAGACCAUCUUGCAGAUUGUGAAGAAUAUUUGUCUUUCCGUAAGAGUCCUAGAAGUAAAGAACGUAGAAGACGAAACAUUUCCAUCGGUCAUCGCUCAAGAACAAUGGAAGGCUUCUGAGGACACGAUCACCAUACCCAAAGCUGCUUUACUUGAAAAUCACCAAAUCGACCUAGUCAGGAUAGUCUUUUUCGCGUUUGAUCGUCUCGAAGAAAUCCUUCCACCUACAUUCGGAAAGAGCCCACAGUUUGCUGCCUACACUUCUGAUCCGGCAUCUUCUACCAGCAUCAACUCUGAACGGGAGAAGAAAAACAUCACCAGGGUUUUGAACUCUAAGGUUAUAUCAGCAAGCUUGGGGAAUGGCCGACACAUACAACUUUCACAAAUGGUACGCCUCACCAUGAAGCACUUGAAAACUGAAAAUGUCACCAACCCAGCCUGCGUCUUUUGGGAUUACACUUUACACGGCUGGUCACACGAAGGUUGCCAAGUGGAAUGGUCGAACCUCACCCACACAGGUUGCGCGUGUUCCCAUCUCACCAACUUCGCGAUCCUGAUGGAUGUUCACGGAGUAACCCUCAGCGCAACCCACCAGAUGGCGCUGCGGCUGGUGACAGUGGUUGGUUGCGCAAUCUCCGCGGUUGCGCUACUGGCUGCGAUCAUUGUGUUCCAGUGUUUUAGGAACAUGAAGUCGGAUCGCGUGCUUAUCCACAAGAAUCUGUGCGUGUGUCUCCUGAUCGCCGAGGUGGUGUUUUUAUUCGGGAUCGAUCAGACUCAGGACCGUAUAAUGUGCGGCAUUAUCGCUGGACUCCUGCACUAUUUCUUCUUAGCGGCUUUCGCUUGGAUGUUUCUAGAAGGGUUCCACCUAUAUGCGAUGCUAGUGGAAGUGUUCGAGCCGGAACGCCCCAGAGCUCGGUGGUACUGUGCAGGGGCGUACUUGGCGCCCGCGCUUGUUGUACUAGCAUCAGCAUCUUCCUUCCCCACGGGGUAUGGGACCCCACACCAAUGCUGGCUGACCACUGACCGGUGGUUUAUCUUGAGCUUUGUGGUGCCAGCUGGGUUGGUGUUACUGGCCAAUUGGUUAUGUCUGAUCUUCGUGAGUUAUUUGAUGUGUCGUCACUCCACGGUAUCUAUCAAAGCGAAAGAAAACUCUAAAUUAUAUAAAAUAAGGGUAUGGCUAAACAGUUCAGUUGUCCUCGCCGUCCUGCUAGGCCUGACUUGGACCUUUGGGCUGCUUUACCUGAACGAGCAGACGGUGGGCGUGGCCUACACCUUCACCAUACUCAACUCGCUGCAGGGACUCUUCAUAUUCAUCUUCUACUGCUUGCAGAACGAAAUUUUCCAAAAGGAAUGUGCCCGUCUCUGUCGACGCCACCCGUGGCUGUCCUGCUGUCUCACUCUAACGGGCACGCCGCCCACACAGUCGUCCAAUCACGUUGACACCAGACAGGGAUCCGUCAAAAGCAGACGAUACCAUCAAAGCACGGCUGAUAACGACGAUGUCGUUGAUCCGAGAGAUGUUACGAGCUACAGCUUGCAACCCGAGGUGGCUAGAUGGAAUAUUCGCCCGACUGCGCCAAUUUACGUACCGAACGAAGACGUGAGGAACGCCCGAGCGCCCACGCCACAGAACAUACCGCAUAGCUCGUCUCACUCGCACAGCAUUGCAUCCAUGCAUAGCUACAGGAAUAAUAUCGAAGUGCCGAACGAUUACCAGAACCUUCGAUCGCGGUCGCCAUCUUGUUAUUCCAACAAAAUGGCGGCGUCGAUUGGCGCGAACGACUGGGCGCUCGUCGCGAACACGAGCGGCAAUGUAUGGAAGAACACUUCUUCUAAGCAUCAUCCAAGCAACACGGCAACGCUCCCCCACCACGAUACCCUCUCUCGUCAAAUGGCCCAACAGAGUCACAUUCAUAGUCCAUACCCCGAAUGUGAUGGCCAAAUCGCCCCCGGCUCCCCACGACACGUCAUCAAGGAUGAAGAGAGCCCUCUUCACUACCCACAAGGACACCAAACUACCCGAAGCUACAACCACGACUUCAGAAACCCACACGUUUACAUGUCCCAACACUCCCCCGGUAGUCAAGAGAUGAUCUUUCGCAAACACUACAAGGACGAGAAUCGGCGCAAGCAUCACCACCACCAUGGAAGCCAAAACGUUAAUCACACGUACUCCGAAAUCGCUUCCCAACAAGGAAGAAUCUACAGGAGAGGUUCUGAGGAGUUUCGAGUGAUCCAAGACGAUCCAGUGUAUGAGGAAAUCGAGAGGAAUGAAACCCUCAUGUCGGAUAUGUCUGACGAUAAUUCUGGACCAGAUAACUGCAGGCAGAACCCCGGACACCACGGGUCGUCCAGCUCCAAGUUUUUUGGGGACCAUCGACCCUUAAUUUCCUACAGCCCAGGGGAAAGACACCACCAUGAACAAGAGCAUUAUGGGAAAUAUGGUAAAUGGGAUACUCUGGAGAGGACGUACGAUCCGAGGCACGCUUACGAAAGUGGCAGACUGAUGCAUCCUUAUCAUCAGCCUCAGGAGAACAAUAUGAGGGCGUUGGCAGCUGUUCUCAACGGGGAGAACAAUGUGGUUUGCCAUUUGGAACCGCACAAUUCUUAUGACGUGUACCAGCCUCAGGCCGGCAACCCAAGGACUGUAUCACAACCCAGUUUCUAAACUCACCCGGUUCGAUGCAAUCGGAAUGUUUAACGAGUGAUAGUGAUUUCGAACGUUUUAAGACAUCGGAGAUAUUGUACAGAUAUAGCGAAUGAAUUUUUCUAUGAACGUAGACAUAGAAGUUUUACGGCCGUAUUCACAAUCAUUACUAUGGGGUCUCACAGUGCGCUCGAACGCAUAGUGUAGGUUCCACCAAUCAGAUCAUCGUUAAUUGACGUGACACAGUCGUCUGAUUGGUGGAACCGACACUAUGCGUUCGAGCGCACUAUGGGACCUCAUAGUACUGUCCGUGAAUACGGGUAUUAGUGUCACGGCCGAGUGAUAGCGUUUAUGUAGAUCCUUGCCAUAACGUGGACUUUAAAUUACAUAUAUUAUAUUUAUAGACGGUUAGAUGUAAACGUAAGUUUAAAUCACUUUUUCCACUGUGAUCCUAUUUAAAUAUAACGGCUCAACUUCAGUGUCGCGACUACGUUUCGUUCGUUUCGCUGUGUCGAGCGAUUUUGUAUAUACUUAGCGGUUAGAACAUAGAUUUGUAUUAACUUCCUGUGUGACCUUACUAUUUCUACUAUCGGAGGAUAUCAUUCGGAAUCAUGGCAUUUUUCAAUAGUGCAUUUUAUUAUUAGGUUUGAAAAUCUGUGAUGUUUCAUUUGUAAGUUUUAAGUUUCUUUUACGCCUUUCAACUUUAAAAUUCACUGCCAUUUUAAAAUGGGGGAUAUAUACUACGUCACAAAAAUAUGUUUUAAACAUCCUGAUAUAGAAUAAGUGAUUAAAAACUUUAGCUACGCCAUUUCCCAUGAUUUACUCAAUGGCAUAGCAAAGAAUCAGACACAGAUCCAGUGUUUAGUUGCUACUAUCAAUGACGUCGAUAUUUGAACUACUCCAAACGUCUUACAGUAGCCAGCAGGAAAGAUUACACAUCGAACUUUAGAAAGAGGCAGUCGUCAGCUUCGUAGAGCAUUGUCUCUUACACUCAUACCAAUGUGACAUUUUGUCAAUGACUUGUCUAUCUCAACGAUAGAGAUAACGCUCUAUGAAAACGUAGCUGCUAUCUCUUUCUAAAGUACGAUGUGUAAUCGUUCCUACCGAGUACUGUGCCUUCACUUUGAUUCAGUGUGACGUAUAUAAUUUCGAACCCAAGUGCUAAUUUUUGUAAUUGUUUAUAUUUAACCGUGCGGCAGCUUAGUGGCUCUUUUUCAUGGAAGUUUAAAAUCCAUCCAACCUAUUAUAGACUGACA